AUGGGUGUAAGGUGCGAAGAUCAUUGGCAAUGGGACUCUCACGUUGCAACUAACAUCUUGCUGGACAGUCCAGAAUUAAUGCAGGAGGCAAUGGAACUCAUGGAGAUAUUGGGAGGAAUCAGCCCAUCGGAGGGGGUGGCGGAUUCUAUGAAGUGGUGGCCUAACAUGGAAGGUUGUUUCACGGUCAAAAGCUGUUGCUCUUUAAUGAGGGCCAGACAACUAGAAGAAGACGUAGAAGCGAACAAGUUGGCAGCCAUUAACUGGGUGUUGGAUUCAGCAGUUUCGUCCAAAAUAAAGGUGUUCGGCUGGAGGUUUUUCUUAAACAGACUUCCUUCAAAAGAUCAACUCGUGAGGAGGAAUGUUCUUCACAGGGAGGAAGAUAAAAUGUGUGUGAUGUGUUCAGGAGAUUAUGAGGACUUGGCUCAUCUAUGCUUCCUGUGUCCUUUUGCUAAGAACAUGUGGAAUAGUAUAGGAACAUGGCUAGACAUCAUGUUAGAAGAUUCCGUGGUUGGCCAUUUCCACUUAGCUCAUUUUUUGCAGGUUUUGAAGGGUAGAAUGAAAAGGAAGAAACUAUGUCUAAUAUGGCUUACAACAGUUUCGGUUAUUUGGAAUUCAAGAAACAACCUCAUCUUUAACAACUCUCUCUUAGUUUUAGAUGAUGUUAUCUUGAGCAUCAAGAUGGUUUCUUGGAUUUGGCUUUCGGUUGGGUUGUCAAAGAGUCCGUUUAUUUCUUUUUAUUCUUGGUAUCAAGCUCCUUUGGAGGCUUUAAAAUCUGUGUAA
Vicia villosa (hairy vetch) is the source of this 780-nucleotide messenger RNA. RefSeq lists its product as uncharacterized. The transcript has a single exon. The record is from RefSeq and is a predicted model, not a curated record. Bases 1 to 780 code for a protein of 259 amino acids. Lineage: Eukaryota; Viridiplantae; Streptophyta; Magnoliopsida; Fabales; Fabaceae.